This is a messenger RNA of Aspergillus novofumigatus IBT 16806, 603 nucleotides long. RefSeq lists its product as uncharacterized. NCBI's taxonomy places the organism in Eukaryota, Fungi, Ascomycota, Eurotiomycetes, Eurotiales, Aspergillaceae. The record is from RefSeq and is a predicted model, not a curated record. Bases 1 to 603 code for a protein of 200 amino acids. The transcript has 3 exons.
AUGCCUUUCAUGCCAUACCUCAGUAAGCAAAGCCCCGGCUCAAAGAAGGGCGACAUCCGCAAACGCAAGCGCACCAACUCUGUUUCGUCUGCAGAAGAUUGCACUGACUUCCUCAUAGCUGGUCUUGCAGCUGGUUCCGCCCUCCUUGCAGCUGGUUCUGCGCCUGCCACUGAGUCUGAGUCCGCCGCUGAGUCCGCCACUGAGUCCGCCGCUGAGUCCGCCGCUGAGUCCGCCGCUGAGUCCAUUGCUGAGUCUGUUGCUAAGCCCGAAUCCUCCCCUCAGCCUAAGCCCUCCGAACACGCCUCUCCUCCUCCCACCGAUACUGCAGCUGCAAUGCAGCCCGCACCUGAUGACCUGCUGAAUUACACUCCUGGGGCCCCCCCAGCGUCUGGGCCAAAUUUGCAAUGGACCUUAAGUGCCCGCUGCAGCCUCCGCUCCCCUGCGCCUGCUAAAGCUGCUGUAAAGAAGACCACCACUGCUGCCACUGCAGCUGCACCUACAGAGACUCCAGUUACACCUGCGGAGACUCCAGUUGCAGGCCCAGCAAUGACCCCACCCCCAAACCGAAGCUGCUGCUGCCAACCAGGGCCAGAAGCGGGCUGA